This is a messenger RNA of Gloeophyllum trabeum ATCC 11539, 1228 nucleotides long. Its product is annotated as NAD P-binding protein. The record is from RefSeq and is a predicted model, not a curated record. NCBI's taxonomy places the organism in Eukaryota, Fungi, Basidiomycota, Agaricomycetes, Gloeophyllales, Gloeophyllaceae. The transcript has 3 exons. Gene Ontology annotation, biological process: NADPH regeneration. Gene Ontology annotation, molecular function: oxidoreductase activity; nucleotide binding. Gene Ontology annotation, cellular component: cytoplasm. The coding region runs from base 27 to 1160 and encodes 377 amino acids.
CAGCACUUGAGAAAUAAGAAUCAGUCAUGGCUCCUGUCGGCGUCGCCAUUCUCGGUGCUGGUAUCUUUGCCAAGGAAGCUCACCUUCCCGCCCUCUCCAAACUUCCGAGCUCAUUGUACUCCCUGAAAGCCGUCUACUCCCGCUCGCAGGAGUCGGCGUCGUCUCUCGCGUCGUCUGCCAAGGACUUGCUCUCGCUGUCAUCUGUUGGCGUGUACUACGACACUCCCCAGUCAUCCGACUCCUCCCUCGCCGCGCUGCUAUCGCGCUCGGACAUCUCUGCCGUGAUCGUCGUGUUGCCCAUCACGACGCAGCCCGGCAUCAUCCGCCAGGCGCUCAAAGCUGGUAAGCAUGUGCUGAGCGAGAAGCCCAUCGCGCCCGACGUGAAGACCGCGAAGGAGCUUAUAGUCGAGUACGAGCGGGAGUAUAAGCCGAAAAAUCUGGUGUGGAGGGUCGCCGAGAACUUCGAGGCGGAGCCCGCGUUCCAAAAGGCGGGAGCGUUGGUGAAGGAGGGAAAGAUUGGGAAGGUUAUCGCUUACCAGAGCAAGAUCAUCAAUUAUAUUGAUAAGGAUAGUAAGUGGUACAAGACGCCGUGGAGGACAAUUCCAGAUUACCAAGGCGGCUUCCUGCUCGAUGGAGGGGUACAUUUCUCUGCCGCCCUGCGCACUAUGCUACCCGAGUCCUCGCAUCCCACUCUGCUCUCAUCUUUCGCCUCCCUCCAUAAGUCAUGGCUGCCUCCGCACGAUACGAUCCACGUUAUCCUUCGCUCCCCCGACAAAUCGUCGGGUAUCUACGAACUCACCUUCGCCUCGCCAUCGCCGUCCCUCGGGUCGGGGAAUGGCUACACGAUAACUGGUUCGGCUGGAUACCUUCUUGCGACCAACGUGAAGGGUGGUAUUCAGAUUACCGUUAAGACAGUCAAGACAGUCAAAGGUGACGACGGGAAAGAGAAGGACGAAGAGAGCGAAGAGGUGUUUGUCGAGGAGAGUGUGGGGGUCAAGAACGAGGUUGAGAGCUUCUUGAAGACGAUAUCGGGCCAGGGCGGUCCUCAAGAUGCUGGGCUUGGAGAACCAAGGCAAACAAUCAAGGACGUCGCGCUGAUCGAAGCGGCCUUGAAUAGCGAAGGGUCGCUGAUUGAUCUGGGUGCGCUAGCCAGCGUGUGAUGGUUGAGGUGUACUAUCUACCGGUACUAGCGUUGGUAUGAGGAGUAAUGGAGAUUCAGCUUUAUCGG